AUGAUAAUAAUCUACAUAGACAUUAUACUUUUGGUUAUCUUGGUAUGCCUCACAGUAUUUGCCUGCGGUUACUGUUUCUACAGGGUUCAUAGGCUACAACGCGACGGGCAAGUCGAGAUUCUACUAAGACCAACAAAGGUCCUCUUCUCUCAUAAAAGCGAGGGAGAUUCUUGCGAACAGUUGAGGACCGUGGUUGCCUACCAAAACCCGUUCACGGGGGAUUACUGCAUCCACAAGAGCCGCCUUGGAACGGGCUAUGUGAAUGCGAUGCAAACUCCUGAUUCCCCUGACAGCGGGGUUUCCGACGAAUACGAACCUUUGAACCUAGAUCCCGUUCCAGAGAAAUUGCCUGAAGGAACAAAGCUGUCAAACGCUGUGAAUAUUCCUCAAUCUCAAUUAGCGGGAAGUUCGUCUGAAGGUCUGAAUGCAUCGAAGGAGAAACUGAAUGGAACACACGAAGAAGCGAUAAUAUUGUUUAGUGAGCAGCCGUCGACGCCAACUAAAGAUAAAAUCAGUCCAAAACCUGACGAUUACAGCCUCAACAAAACUUGGAACUGGAAAUAUACUGAAUACCAAAUAUAA
Molecule: messenger RNA, 582 nt
Organism: Bombyx mandarina (wild silkworm)
Lineage: Eukaryota; Metazoa; Arthropoda; Insecta; Lepidoptera; Bombycidae
Source: RefSeq, a predicted model, not a curated record